CUUCAUCUACCCGGCCUCGAAGUAGCGUUUCCCCAGGCUGCUCCUUCCUCCCCCUUCCUCUGUUGUCUCCCGGGUUGUACACUAGUAUCCUAAAUAUACCCUUAAUUCCUCCAAAAUGCACUUCUUCUCCCAGCACUUCGAAUACGACCAUCCUUGGUCUCAUGUCGUGAUUGGAAUGUGGAGGAAAUAUCCUAAUCCCAAGUGCACACAUGUUAUCAGCGUGGAUGUCGUUGACCGCCAGGUCAACCCCCAGACGGGCGUCGUGCGGACAGAGCGACUGUUCCGAUGCAAGCAGAAGGCCCCCGGUUGGAUAAUAAAGCUGUUCGGUGGCUCAGAAGAUGCCUAUGUUAGAGAGAUUUCGUUCGUCGACCCAGCAACCCAAAAUACCACCAUCACCUCCGUGAAUCUGUCACUGUCCCAAUUCGCCACAUGCUACGAGGUCGUCCGAUACACUCCCUCAACACCACAUACCACGAACUUCCACCAAACAGCGGAGAUUCAGGCCAGGCUCUCCCUGUGGAGAUCGGCGGCCGACAAUCUAGAGAAAUGGCUGGUACAGCGGUUCGAGCACAAUGCUCAACUGGGUAAAACAGCGUUCACCGAUGUGCUGCGAACCCUCUGGGAGGAACGACAGGCACAAGCGGCCGCAGCUUCAUAG
Messenger RNA from Coprinopsis cinerea okayama7#130, 658 nucleotides. Its product is annotated as MSF1. The coding region runs from base 116 to 658 and encodes 180 amino acids. The transcript has 3 exons. The record is from RefSeq and is a predicted model, not a curated record. Gene Ontology annotation, cellular component: mitochondrial intermembrane space. NCBI's taxonomy places the organism in Eukaryota, Fungi, Basidiomycota, Agaricomycetes, Agaricales, Psathyrellaceae. Gene Ontology annotation, biological process: phospholipid transport. Gene Ontology annotation, molecular function: phosphatidic acid transfer activity.